This is a messenger RNA of Branchiostoma belcheri (Belcher's lancelet), 4351 nucleotides long. RefSeq names its product isoleucine--tRNA ligase, mitochondrial-like. The record is from RefSeq and is a predicted model, not a curated record. Gene Ontology annotation, molecular function: aminoacyl-tRNA deacylase activity; isoleucine-tRNA ligase activity; tRNA binding. The transcript is spliced from 25 exons. Gene Ontology annotation, cellular component: cytosol. NCBI's taxonomy places the organism in Eukaryota, Metazoa, Chordata, Leptocardii, Amphioxiformes, Branchiostomatidae. Gene Ontology annotation, biological process: isoleucyl-tRNA aminoacylation. The coding region runs from base 226 to 3252 and encodes 1008 amino acids.
AGGUCACACUGAGUGUUACUUAUGGUUGUUGGCGUUCAAAGCCCAAAAGGUCAAAGUUGAACUUCGAGAUCAACACACGACAAAGAUAUAAUACAGAGCUGUUUCCCAACACCGAAGAAGAACACAUACUGCUAUGCACCAUAUGUGGACUAGAGUAUACAUACAUGUAACGUUAUAUCUAUCAUAAACUGCACUGGAUUAUAAGUGCUUGGAAUUGAGGUGAGAAUGCCACACGUGAGCGCAACUAUGUUAGUGAUAUGGAGGAGAGUAAGUUUGUGUAGCAUCCCAGCUGUAAGAACCAGGACUUGUGUGAGAUGGCAGACACACACGGUGUCUGUGGUGGGAAAGCGCCAUGCCAGCAGUAAGAAGUACAGCGACACUGUUCUCCUCCCGAAGACAACAUUUCCCAUCAGGCCUAAGAACCCCGCAGCUGAAGAGGUGGAAAUCCAGAAGGUUUGUGGAUUCUCUGAGCUGUACUCAUGGCAGAGACAACAGGACAGACAGAAGGACUUUAUACUCCAUGACGGACCACCGUAUGCUAAUGGUGACCCUCAUGUGGGACACACCCUCAACAAGAUCCUUAAAGACAUGAUAAACAGGUACAAGCUGCUGCGUGGAUACCGUGUAGACUACAGACCAGGCUGGGACUGCCAUGGCCUGCCCAUAGAGCUGAAGGCACUGUCAGCAGGCAGGGACAACUUCAGACAUCUACAACCUCUGCAGAUCAGGAACAAAGCAAAACAGUUUGCAGAGAAGGCCAUAAGGAGUCAGGUGGAUGCCUUUAGGAGGUGGGGAGUCAUGGCAGACUGGGACAAUGGAUGUUACUUCACAUUUGACAAGCAGUAUGAGGCAAAGCAACUGGAGGUAUUUUACGAAAUGUAUGAAAAGGGCUAUAUAUACCAGGACUUCAAACCUGUAUUCUACUCCCCUUCUUCAAGAACUGCUCUUGCAGAAGCAGAGUUAGAGUAUAAAGAAGACCAUAUCAGCCAUGCAGUGUAUACCAAGUUCCCGCUAGCCACGUUGUCACCAGGCUUGAAGGAUGUAGUAGGAGGAAGACAAAACAUUUCAGUCCUGACUUGGACCACCUUACCCUGGACCAUCCCUGCCAAUGAAGCCAUGUGUUACACACCUAGUCAUGAUUACUCCCUGUGCCAGUGUAAGACAACAGGACAGUUGUACAUCCUGGCCUCUGAAUGUGUAGAAAGUACUGCCCAGGUCCUCAGCACACACUUGGAUGUCCUCAACACUUUUCCUGGUAUUACACUAGAAGGUAGUACAUGUCAGCACCCUACCAUCCAUGGUAAGGUGUCUCCCCUGCUGCCAGCCCAUCAUGUCAGCAUGGCCAAGGGUACAGGAUUGGUGCACACCGCACCUGCACAUGGCAUGGAGGACUACUCUGUAGCACUGGCCUUCCAGCUUCCUGUGUUCACUAUUGUUGAUGAAGAUGGUAAAUACACUGACCAGGCUGGACCAGACCUUCAGGGCAAGAACAUCUUCUCUGAUGGGAAUGAAACAGUUGUAGAGCAGCUGAGAUCAGCUGGUAACCUGGUACAUGAGCAGGACUACAGGCACAGUUAUCCAUAUGACUGGAGAACCAAGAAACCAGUGUUUAUAAGGGCCAGUCUACAGUGGUUCGUCAACACCAACAGUAUUAAAGACAGAGCCGUGGAUCUGCUAGAUGGCGUGAGGAUGUACCCUGAGGGAACAGCGGCCAGCAGUCUGAAAGCCUGGGUGUCCACACGUAACUACUGGUGCAUCUCCAGACAGAGGGUGUGGGGUGUGCCCAUACCUGUCUUCUACCACAGGCAGUCUGGGAAACCUCUGCUCACAAAGGAAUCAGUGGACCAUGUGGUCAGCCUGGUGAGGAGUCAGGGGACAGACUGUUGGUGGACACUUCCUAUGGAAGAACUACUGCCUGCUGAUGUCAUCAGAAAGGCUGGCCACACGGAUGUCAGUGAAUUUGAAAAGGGAGCAGACAUCCUGGAUAUCUGGUUUGACAGUGGAGUGUCCUGGGCUGCUGUGUUAGAAGAUUCAGGAGGAGUAGCUGACAUGUACCUGGAGGGUAAGGACCAACACGGAGGCUGGUUUCAGUCUUCUCUUCUCACUAGCGUGGCAGUGAAGGACAGCACCCCCUACAGGUCUGUAUUUGUACACGGCUUCGCGAUGGCUGAAGAUGGAACCAAGAUGUCCAAAUCCCUGGGGAACGUGGUGGAUCCAAACCUGGUGGUCAGCGGAGGAAAGAACAGAGACAAGCACCCAGCAUACGGAGCAGAUGUGCUGCGCUGGUGGGUGGCAGGGUCAGAUGUGCACAGCCAUGUCUACAUCGGUACUAACAUCCUCAACACAGCCAGGGACAGCGUGCUCAAGGUACGUCGGAUUCUGCGCUUCCUGUUGGGGAAUCUGUCUGGGUUCAGACCAGAAGACGCCGUGUUGUACCACCAGCUCCGGCCUGUGGACCAGUACAUGCUACAUGUACUGUAUCAGUAUGCACAAAAGGUAACAGAUGCCUAUGAAAACUACCACUUCACCAAAGUGCAAUACCUGACCCUGGGUCUGGUCACUAAGGAACUGUCCAGCUUCUACCUCAACAUUACCAAGGACAGGUUGUACUGUGAUGACCAGACCUCGCUGGGCAGGCGUGGCUGCCAGACUGUCCAGUUCCACAUCCUGGACGUGCUGACCAAGACUCUGGCACCUGUCCUGCCUCACCUGGCUGAGGAGAUCUACCUGCACCACACCUGUCUGGGGGAAGUUCAGAGUGUGUUCAAGUCAGGCUGGUUUGAGACUGACCCAGGCUGGCACAGACCUGACCUUGAGCCCCUGUGGAGAGUGGCUGAGGAUGUGAGAGAUGCCUUCAACAGGCAGAUAGAGUCAGCAAACCCCAGGCUGUAUGAUGUGGCCAUUUUUGCAUCAAGUACAGUCUAUGACAUGCUAAAUGUGCUGCAGUCUGAGGAAACGUCAUGUACCUCUGAUCUGUGUGAGAUGAUGAUGUCAUCUUUCGUCUCUUUGCACCCAGAGGACCAUCCAGAGAACAGUCCAAUAUCCGGGACUAAACAGACUCUGUCUAAAGUCUCACAACAUGAGUGUGUAAUGUCAGGUCCAGAUGGCAGCAAGGAGUUGGCCACCUUCACCCUCCACGUUUCUCCAGCCUCCCAUCAGAAGUGUGAACGCUGUCGGAAGUACGUGGCUGAAUCCCCGACUACACCGUGUGACAGAUGUCUGGCUGUCAUGGCUGACUCCUGGGCCACAUGACACGAACUAUCACCUAGUGUAUAUCUGAUAUUUUUCACAGUAAUUUUAUGUUCACAGUUUUCACAGUCACUUCUGUACUAUGAACUUUAUUUAUCAUUACUAUCAUUACCUUUAUCAUAUCAUUUGUCUUUCACCUCACUCCCCCUUCCCUGCCACUGUGAAAAUUUGGUUCCGUAAACAUGUUCAUUUUCCUCAGAACGUGAACAUGAAGACAAAGUGAAUUACAGUAUUUUUAGUUAUGAGAAGAAAUUCAUAAUUAGAAAAUAAUAAUUGGAAAAUAAUUAGAUUCAUAUGACAUGUACAACUCUAGCACAAAGAUGGACCAUUUUGAAAACAAUAUUGACAAAAGAUAAUAAUUGCUUUGUCUUUUAUGGUUAACAUAUUAUAAACUUUAUCCAUGUAGGAAACUUAUAAUAACCUUUAGCAUGCUGAAUCAAGUGUGGAUCAGUACCAAAUUUAAGGUAUGUAGGAUGCUGAAGGUUAAUUAUACAUUUUAUUUUCUGUUAAAAGUAUCCUUGUAAGAGAUAGUAGUCACACUUAUCAGGGUCCUUAUGAUGACUAGUGAACUGUUUUAAAUAAAUCCAUGUGCAAACAAAUUGCCUUUUACAACAGUGGUGUGUGAUGUACAUUUAUGCGGACCAUAUAUUUGACAUUAUAUUUGCCCUUGUCAGAAGGUGAUUUUUGGUUUUGGCUUGGUCAUUUUUUUGUCAAUAAAGACCUAAUUUGCAAACAGAGAAAAAUGCUAUACAUUUUGUAGAUAGUGAGCAGCAUUCUGUAUGGAACAAUUUGUCAUUCGAUGAUCAGUCAAGUGUGUGGGUAGCCAUGUUGGUGGCAAGCCUCCAACAUAAGAGAGACUGUGCUUUCGAGAGUAGUCAAGUGGUGUUUUGUUGAUUAAUUAUGUCAUGAUCAUAGAGUUCUUGUAAAUUUGGCGUGGUAGUUAAGCAACACUGGACUUCAGCACCCAACACUCGCUGGCAAUACCUAACUCCUAAGUAUGGAUUGUUUAAAACUUUGUUUCUUAGGAGGGAGAGGCAGACAAGACAAAUCCUAUUAAAAUGAUUAAAAGUUUUGUCAAUCCGGUUACUCCUGUCUAGUUCUG